CUCUCCUGAAAUGUGUUUACUGGAGUCGGACAAUAGAUUUACUGGGGGCAUUCUAUCUAACGUUGAGCUUUUUAGGUGUUUGGAAAUGUUAAACUUGUCUAAGAACUCUCUGGAUGGAUUUAUUCCGGUGAGUGUUGGUGAGCUGAAGAAGGUUGGUAUUCUUGAUUUCAGCUAUAAUCUACUGAGUAGUACCAUUCCUUCUGAAAUCGAGGAUGCAGUUGCUUUGAGGGAGUUGAGGUUGGAGAAGAAUUCCUUGUCCGAGAAAGUUCCUUCCCAUAUCGAAAAGUUUUCAUCUCUAAGCAUCCUGAUUGUGUCAUAGAACAAGCUAGAAGGUCCACUUCCUGCAACCAUGGCUAACCUCACCAACCUCCAGAUUGUGGACUUAUCUUUGUAUAGUCUGAUAGGAACCUUGCCUAAGCAGCUU
This is a messenger RNA of Papaver somniferum (opium poppy), 424 nucleotides long. Its product is annotated as leucine-rich repeat receptor-like protein kinase PXC2. The record is from RefSeq and is a predicted model, not a curated record. NCBI's taxonomy places the organism in Eukaryota, Viridiplantae, Streptophyta, Magnoliopsida, Ranunculales, Papaveraceae. The coding region runs from base 11 to 319 and encodes 102 amino acids. Gene Ontology annotation, molecular function: protein binding. The transcript has 2 exons.